UCCAGGAAGUGCACAGUCUUUGUUUUUGUCUGUCUGCAGUGUUCUCAAUUCUCCGCUAGAUCUGCGCUGUAACUGUGGGCCCAAAUGGCGACGUUUAUUUCUGUGCCGUUAAAGAAGUCCUCGGAGGUCGACUUGGUGAAACCGCUGUCUAAAUUUGUAGGGGCCACGUAUCCACCUGGUGAGGACCAGGCGGAGUAUCUUCGUGCCGUAGAGGAGGUCAACAAGCUCCGUAAAAGUGCUCUUGGAAGGCCGCUGGACAAACACGAGAGCUCGCUGGAAAUCCUGCUGCGAUAUUAUGAUCAGCUCUGCUCAAUCGAACCCAAAUUUCCUUUUACAGAGCUAUGCCUGACAUUCACAUGGAGAGAUGCGUUUGAUAAAGGAUCUCUGUUUGGUGGCUCAGUCAAGCUUGCCUUGGCAAGUAUUGGCUACGAGAAGACUUGCGUAUUGUUUAAUGUGGGUGCGCUGGCUAGUCAGAUUGCUGCUGAGCAGAAUCUGGACAAUGACGAAGGACUGAAGGCUGCUGCCAAGUUCUACCAGCUGGCGAGUGGUGUAUUCGCUCACAUAAAGGAUACAGUGCUUUCUGCACUCAAUCGAGAACCCACAAUGGACAUUUCCCCCGAGACGGUGGGCACACUCAGUCAGAUCAUGCUCAGCCAAGCACAGGAGGUCUUCGUUCUCAAAGCCACUGCUGAUAAAAUGAAGGACGCCAUCAUUGCUAAACUUGCGAAUCAGGCUGCAGAUUACUACGGCGAUGCUUUUAAGCAGUGUCAGUACAAAGAGAAUCUACCUAAGUAUUUUUAUUUCCAGGAAGUGCUUCCUGUCCUCGCCGCCAAGCACUGUAUGAUGCAGGCUACCGCCGAGCUCCACCAGUCAACCUUGGCCAAUCAGAAGAAAAAAUUUGGAGAGGAGAUCGCACGGCUGCAGCAUGCCACGGAGCUGGUUAAGACUGCGGCUUCCCGAUACGAUGAAUAUGUUAAUGUGAAGGAUCUGUCAGAUAAGAUCAACCGUGCGCUAACAGCUGCAAAGAAAGACAACGAUUUCAUAUACCACGACCGCGUGCCAGAGGUCAAAGACCUGGAGCACAUCGGCAAAGCAUCUCUCGUCAAAGCAACUGCAGUUCAGACACCUCUCAGCCAGAAGUUCACAGAUUUGUUCGAGAAGAUGGUGCCUAUGGCAGUGCAGCAGUCAGUCAGCACAGCCAAUUCCAGGAAGGCUGACACAGUGAACAGACUUAUUGGCAGCAUGAGAGAAGCAACAAAUCUCUGCAACGGGGUGUUGGCAUCCCUGAAUCUACCAGCUGCGCUAGAGGAUCUGUCAGGAGAAGCAGUCCCUCAGUCCAUCCUGGAGAAGAGUCGUGCUGUAGUUCAGCAGGGUGGAUUACAGAGCAUCGAGCAGCUUAUUAAAGAUCUGCCUGAGCUUCUGACGAGAAACCGUGAGAUCCUGGAUGAGUCCUUCAGGAUGUUAGAUGGUGAGGAAACAACAGACAAUGAACUCCGAGCCAAAUUUAACCAGCGCUGGAGUAGAACACCAUCUGGAGAUCUUUAUAAACCACUCAGAGCAGAGGGAACUAACUUUAGCAAUAUACUGGAUAAGGCGGUGCAGGCCGAUCAGGUGGUGAAAGAGCGUUACAAUGCACAUUGCGAAAUGAUCGCAUUGCUCUGCAAGUCAGAGAGUGAGCUCAGUGCUGCCAUACCAUCAGCCAACCCGGCCAAAACUCUGCAGGGCAGUGAGGUGGUGAACGUGCUAAGAGCUCAGCUGGCACAGCUGGAUGAGGUGAAGAGAGAAAGGGAAGUGAUGGAAGGAGAGAUUAAGUCAGUGACCUUUGACAUGACUACGAAGUUCCUGACCGCACUUGCUCAAGAUGGAGCCAUUAAUGAGGAAGUCCUGACGUCCGGUGAGCUGGAUACUCGCUACGGUUCUCACACACAACGCGUCCAGAAUAAUUUACGCAGACAGGAGGAGUUGCUGUCACAGACACAGGUGUCCCAUCAAGAGUUCUCAGCACUUAAACAGUCUAACUCUGAGGCUAAUAACAGAGAAGAUGUGUUGAAGAAGCUUGCCUCGGCCCACGAUAGCUACAUAGAGAUCAGCUCCAAUAUCAGAGAGGGCACCAAGUUCUACAAUGAUCUGACAGAAAUCUUGCUGAAGUUUCAAAAUAAAUGCAGCGACAUCGUUUUCGCCCGCAAAACCGAGAGAGAUGAACUGCUCAAGGAGCUGCAGCAAAGCAUUGCACGUGAGCCAAGCGCUCCAUCAUUCAACGUCCCGUCUUACCAGUCCAACACCCCUGCACCUGCCUCAAGCACCCCUAGCCCUGCACCUAGGACUGUGUUUAAUCCUCAGCAGCCUCAGGGUAAACCUCAGCCGCCAGCUAGGCCGCCACCCCCAAACAUCCCCACACAUGCGGCCAGCACGUCAGUUCCAGUAAACGCUCCAAUGGCCCCUUAUACUAAUCCCCCACCUGUCGCACCCACCGGACCCUCACAGGCUCAAGGACCACCCUAUCCCUCUUAUCAAGGCUGCCCGGGGUAUUACCAGAUGCCAGUGACCUAUAACCCCUACGCAUAUGGGCAGUUUAAUAUGCCCUACAUGCCCUAUCAAGCCCAGGGGCAGGCUGGAUACCCCGGAGGACCUCCUGCGCAGCAGCCCUACCCCUAUCCACAACAACCACCACAGCAACCCUAUUACCCCCAAUAGUAGAGCAGUUACCCCCAGAUAGCAACUCUACUACAUCUACACUCAUUCCUGUAUACUAGCACUCCUUCUUUUGCACUUACACAUUAACACCCCUGCACGCACACUCUGUAUUUAACGUAUGGCUUUUCUGUGCAGAGCUUAGAGUAUUGGCCCACUUCCUGUCUGAUGGGUGGAGUUUUAAAGCAAGGGUUCACAGAGCAGGUGUGCACGGGGAAGAUUUGAUCUUUCACACACACACACACACACACACUAGCCCAAAGUGAAGCUGCUGGCUGUCUGCCUGGCACUGCUUAUAUCUUAUUUUUGUAAUGAAUACUGACAUAUAAUCUAAUGCAGGAGCUGUAAUUGAUUUCUUACCUUGAUGAUGAUCAUUUAAUUGCUGGGAGAAAACUGUCUUAUAGUAACCCCUGUUGUAUGGUUAUACCUCCUUAUGUUCAGUCUACAAUCAUCUCCUAGGAAAACGAAUAGUUAAACAGACGGAUGUGUCACUAAAAACAUUCAUAUUUGUGUUUCUUUUGUUUUCAUGUGAUUAAAACCUGGCUGAUAUUAAA
Triplophysa dalaica is the source of this 3245-nucleotide messenger RNA. It is a transcript of the gene pdcd6ip, whose product is annotated as programmed cell death 6 interacting protein. The record is from RefSeq and is a predicted model, not a curated record. Gene Ontology annotation, biological process: mitotic cytokinesis. The coding region runs from base 85 to 2694 and encodes 869 amino acids. Gene Ontology annotation, molecular function: protein binding. The transcript is spliced from 18 exons. NCBI's taxonomy places the organism in Eukaryota, Metazoa, Chordata, Actinopteri, Cypriniformes, Nemacheilidae. Gene Ontology annotation, cellular component: endosome.